Orycteropus afer afer is the source of this 1536-nucleotide messenger RNA. RefSeq names its product DM1 locus, WD repeat containing (gene DMWD). The annotation marks the transcript as partial. The transcript is spliced from 6 exons. The record is from RefSeq and is a predicted model, not a curated record. Gene Ontology annotation, molecular function: protein binding. NCBI's taxonomy places the organism in Eukaryota, Metazoa, Chordata, Mammalia, Tubulidentata, Orycteropodidae.
AGUCUCGUGCGGCUUGGGGAGCCCGACAACGCCGGGUCCGGGGAGCCGCCCGCCACGCCCGCGGGGCUCGGCGCCGGGGGAGACCGCGUCUGCUUCAACUUGGGCCGCGAGCUUUAUUUCUACCCGGGCUGCUGCCGCCGCGGGAGCCAACGGUCUAUCGACCUCAACAAGCCAAUUGACAAGCGGAUCUAUAAAGGCACCCAGCCCACCUGCCAUGACUUCAACCAGUUCACAGCUGCCACAGAGACCAUCUCCCUGCUGGUGGGCUUCUCGGCGGGCCAGGUGCAGUACCUGGACCUCAUCAAGAAGGGCACCAGCAAGCUGUUCAACGAGGAGCGGCUGAUUGACAAGACCAAGGUGACCUACCUGAAGUGGCUGCCGGAGUCGGAGAGCCUCUUCCUGGCGUCGCACGCCAGCGGCCACCUGUACCUGUACAACGUCGGCCACCCCUGCGCCUCGGCCCCGCCCCAGUACAGCCUGCUGAAGCAGGGUGAGGGCUUCGCGGUCUACGCUGCCAAGAGCAAGGCGCCCCGCAACCCGCUGGCCAAGUGGGCCGUGGGCGAGGGGCCGCUCAAUGAGUUUGCCUUCUCGCCCGACGGCCGGCACCUGGCCUGCGUCAGCCAGGACGGCUGCCUGCGCGUCUUCCACUUCGACUCCAUGCUCCUCCGCGGGCUCAUGAAGAGCUACUUUGGGGGCCUGCUCUGUGUGUGCUGGAGCCCCGACGGGCGCUACGUGGUGACCGGUGGCGAAGAUGACCUGGUCACCGUGUGGUCCUUCACCGAGGGCCGCGUGGUGGCCCGCGGCCACGGCCACAAGUCCUGGGUCAACGCCGUGGCCUUCGACCCCUACACCACCCGAGCUGAGGAGGUGGCGGCGGCCGCUGGCGGUGACGGGGACCGGAGCGGGGAGGAGGAGGAGGAGGAGCCGGAGGCCGCCAGCACAGGCCCCGCCGGGGGUGCUGCUCUCUCCCCGCUGCCCAAAGCCGCCUCGGUCACUUACCGCUUUGGCUCGGCCGGCCAGGACACGCAGUUCUGCCUGUGGGACCUCACCGAAGACGUCCUUACCCCACACCCGCCCCUGGCCCGCACUCGCACCCUCCCGGGCACCCCUGGCACCACGCCGCCAGCCACCAGCAGCUCUCGAGGCGGUGAACCCGGCCCGGGCGCCCUGCCCCGCUCGCUGUCCCGCUCCAACAGCCUCCCCCACCCGGCGGGCGGCGGCAAGGCGGGGCUGGACCCCGCCAAGGUCCUGGGCACGGCGCUGUGCCCGCGUAUCCACGAGGUGCCGCUGCUGGAGCCCCUGGUGUGCAAGAAGAUCGCCCAGGAGCGCCUGACGGUGCUGCUCUUCCUCGAGGACUGCAUCGUCACCGCCUGCCAGGAGGGCCUCAUCUGCACCUGGGCGCGGCCCGGCAAGGCGUUCACAGACGAGACUGAGGCCCAGACAGGGGAAGGAAGUUGGCCCAGGUCACCCAGCAAGUCAGUGGUAGAGGGCAUCUCCUCCCAGCCCGGCAACUCCCCAAGCGGCACAGUGGUGUGA